GCACCAAUAAACCGCGUAUGGCCCGUGCGACAGGCCGCAAACGGGAUCGCAGUGAGAGUCGAUUGCGCGCGCAGAUGGAGGAUUUGGGUAUCGACGGGGAGGAAUUGAGUGGAAAACGACAAGCACGUUCCGUGACGGAGGGCAGUCGGGUACGGGAGGCCAAAGCCAAACGACAGCGCCUGAUCAGUGCCAGCGCCGGCAGUCGGGUGCGCUCGUCGUCACGCGUGCCGCGAGAUCAAUCUGGACUGCGGGAUGAGAAGAUGGUCGAGAAGACGAAGAAGAUGAGGAAACGCGCUCAGAAUCGUAUGAACCACCAGGCCAAGAAGGGUGAAGCCGACCGAAAGAUUCUAAAUAUGAAACCGAAACAUCUCUUCGCCGGCAAACGUACCGUUGGAAAGACCGAUCGCCGCUAAUGAAUACCGGUAGCUGUUUAGAAAAGUACUCUAUGUUGUGGGCGCAAAAUUAAUAAAGAGAACUAACGAAUACGACUUCUAUAAAAACAAUUGUUUUACUUUCUUGAUGAUUGGCUUUAACUUUUAACAAUGAGUGGUACAAAAAUCACGUCGUCUGCCUUGUCAGUACAGAAAUCUCU
Molecule: messenger RNA, 592 nt
Organism: Paramacrobiotus metropolitanus
Lineage: Eukaryota; Metazoa; Tardigrada; Eutardigrada; Parachela; Macrobiotidae
Product: GTP-binding protein 4-like
Exons: 2
Coding region: 18-413 (131 amino acids)
Source: RefSeq, a predicted model, not a curated record